Molecule: messenger RNA, 2610 nt
Organism: Haemonchus placei
Lineage: Eukaryota; Metazoa; Nematoda; Chromadorea; Rhabditida; Trichostrongylidae
Source: the annotation of a GenBank genome assembly
AUGGGCAGCACCCCCUUUUCCAGGAAGGCAANAACAGGUCCUGGGGCUGGUGCCCAAGUCUCUGACACCGCAUCAUCUUCCACGACAUCCGCACUCACAACGGGCACACAACAAGCUUCGUCGUCACAACCUCCUGAGCUUAGUAGGUCUUGCCUCAGCUACCCGGAAGACCCUUUCUUGACCUCCUCACUUCCUCUUCUUGCAGACGAAACCAAGCUGGAACGCCUGUCACUACAGCCGAAGGAGACGGAAGCGGCCAGACCCGCACCAUCUUCUUCAUCAACACCGGCAGCAUCGUCUUCGUCACGCGUACGCUCCCACUCGGACGCCUUUUCCACCUUCCGCAAACCGGCAGCACCACGUCCCAGCCCGCGAGCUUCUUCUUCGUUCGGAGCUACGCCAUCCAAACGUGUGCGACCGACAGAGACACUUCAGCAGGGAAUUCAACCUCAUCCCGCCUUUCCACCACGCUGGGUCGACACUCCGGACGACUAUAGAAGCCCAUUCGCCGAUCUCCAUCCGUGGGGCCAGUACGUGACACCCCGUCGACGUGUACUUCAGCCAAGAGAGAACGAACUGACAGCGGCUCUCCCUCUUCACGUCUACCGCCAGAUCCCUCGAAAUGGUUACUUCGCCAGUCGCUUCGUCCGCUCACUCUUUCCUCGUCGCUUCGUGGGAUCACCUUCUUCGACGAACCGAGUGCCAGUAAUGGAACUAAUGCAAUUCGAGGAUAUUGUCGCUUUCCGGCAGCAUGCGAUUGAAUUAAUCGACGACUUACUCAACGGUAGCUUCCGCGACGACACCGACGAUAUUCGGCGUAUGCCAUCAGCCCUCAAAGGUGUUACACCCGCGUCCUCAUUGGCACCUCCUUCAGGCGAAGACCGUCACCCGGUCCUAUAUCAAGUCGUCGCUCUUGGAUACGGACAAGGAGUUAUUUUAGAAGCCAAGGACUUUUUUAUACCUGGACCCAACCAUCGCGAGCUCCACUGCAUUCCAUUAACUCAAGACUCCAUCAACGUUCACUCCAACACUCGCGGAUUCGACGUAUCGCAGAUCUCCAUCAAGGACUUGGUCUGGGUUCUUUCCUUGCGUCCCACUCCCGCCGCUCUCCGUAGCCGCGACAGAGAACGAACGUUGAGACAAGCACGUUUACCUCGAGCAUCUCGCUUCGACGUUAGUCUCCCCUACUUCUUCCGCGUCCACGAAUACACCUGGGUUACGCCGUCGACAGCAGAACACCAUCUCUUAGGAGUCGUGCUUGCAGUCAAUCGACGAGGACAGUUCGGUCACGUCAACAACAUCCACGUCGCGUUUCAAGGAUGCCCGGAAGCAGUACGCGUACCUCCGACACUCUGCAAUUUCGAUCUCGACGAUGUCGAACGGGACAAUUUGCUUCUUGGUGUAGCGCGCACAAACGUAUCCUGCGCUAUGCGCUUCUGUGUUCCAGCGGUAUCGGUGAUGGCUCAACGCGCCCUGGUAAACGCUGUCCGCUACUUCAUACCGUCACAUCCCGAGGAGGCUAUGCUACCUUUACGAGUUUACCGCCCAACGCAAGAAGAACUGGACUGGAUAGCAGAUCGUUUAGACGAUUUUCGAAGCUACAGAAGCGACCCAAUCACGGCUCCUCUACGUAUGGGUACAUUUUUCGCAGCAGCAAGUGCCGCCUUAGCGGCUCAGGCAGUCCUUAUGGACGACAGACAGACACACGAGGUCGUAGCAUUCGUUCCGAGUAUGACAGCCCUCCCACUUCGGCUCCAGAUCGAACUGCACAGGAUGACGUCCGAAUCCGGCUGGUCACGCGGACGUCCAGUCGACAUAUGGAUCACCAACUCAUCCAUGGUGGCACGGACCACAAUUGCUCGGACUUCACUCAAUUUCACCGGCCAGGUACUCAGUGUUCCAUUCCAUUCCGAGCCAAGAACUCACCGCGCCGUCUACCGCGCAAUCGAACGUUACGGAUCCGUCGACCGCAACACCAAUAGCGCACAAGUUCACGUGAGCGCCCGUUUGUGUCGAGCAACUUCCGGAACAGAACCGUUGUUCGAGGUCCUCGCAAGUGAGAAUCUGUUUGGGAACAUCCCUGGAAUAUUGGUCAUCGCAACCGCCUCCACGAAUGUGGCGGUAGCCCAGUUCGCUGACACACUUCUUCAGCUAACUGACUACCAACACUUGCCUGCCGUUCGAUUCGUCGCGGACACCGCCCAAUUUUCCCGACGCAUUCGGUCCGAGAGAUGAGGAACGUCUUAGAGCAUAUGCCCAUGGACGACGACUUAUCGAACGACUACUUUUCAAUAGUGCCGACACAGUUAAUCUCACCGAUGAGGAACGCGAAGAAUUUAGGAUCGCUGAGGACGAGAACUUUUGUAUCACAACGUCGUCACUACUCAAAUCGACGCGCCCAGGCGGCCUUUUCCACGAGUUGCUGGCCAGUCCAACGAGGAGGAGGCUCGAUGCUGCGUAGAUCUUGUUUGUGCGUUAUUGGCGAAGGGCAUUGCGGCCGGGCUCCCCGAUGGAGCUGAAGACGACGACCUCGACCCACCUCGGGUCCGAAGAGGCUCGGCACCUCAGUUAUCCGACACCUGUAUUAUUCUGUUAUUGCUUGCACGAUAA